UGUGCACCCUCCCUCCUCCAGUGUCCUGCCAUGGAGGCCAACUCAAAGCGGACAAAAAGACACAUCUCACUCUUACACACACAAUCUCACACGGCAGACACCCACUCACACACACACCAGCUACCCAUCCUGCGGACAAUGUUCAGCUGGCUAUGGGUGUGGCUGUGGGUGGCCACAGCGGUGUUGUUGCCGGCAGAGGCGUGGGGCACGACCUUCAAAGUAGCGCUGGUGGGUCCCUGGACGUGCGAUCCAAUGUUUGCCAAGGCCCUGCCCGACCUGGCCGCUCGGCUAGCCAUGGUGCGCAUCAACAAGGACCCCCGGAUCAACAGUGGCUACUGGUACGACUACACACUGGUCAGUGAGGACUGCCGGUCGUCGCGCGCCCUCGCCCGAUUUGCUGAGCUCAAAGGCUAUGGCCAUGCCUACUAUGGCCCGUUCAACCCAAUCGUGUGCUCAGCGGCCGCGCUGCUGACUAAGAACUGGCAUGCUGGCUUGCUCUCACCCGGCUGCCUGGACCCUGGCACGCAUGAGCCUGUUGAUGACAAUUCAUACAAUGGGCCCAUGAGGCCGCGCGGCGCCUAUACCACUUUUGGCCGCCCGCUACCACUCUCAGCACACGUGCUUUUCCAGGUCUUCCGCUUCUUCCGUUGGGCCCACGUGGGCGUGGUCAGUGCCCAGACGGACCUAUGGGAGGCCACUGGGCAGGAGCUGGCCUCUGCCCUGCGUGCACUUGGCCUGCCUGUCAGCGUGGUGGCCACCAUGGAGGCAGACGAUGAGGGACCGCAGAGAGCCCUGAAUGCCAUUCGAGAGACGGACGCGGUCAAAGUGGUGAUCAUGUGCAUGCACUCGGCUCUGAUUGGUGGAGAGGAGCAGAAACGGCUCCUCACCACAGCAAUGCACAUGAGCAUGGUGGAUCGUGGCUAUGUGUUCAUUCCCUACGACACACUGCUCUACUCGCUGCCCUAUCAGGACGUGGAGUACCCGGCUCUGACCAAUGACAGCACGCUGAGGCGGGCUUAUGACGGCGUGCUCACUAUCACGCAGGAGUCGGAUGAUCGAAACUUCUAUGAGGCCUUCCGUGAUGCACAGGCCAAAUAUGAGAUCCGCACUUCUACAGCACCAGAGCAGGUAUCUCCUCUCUUUGGUAGUAUUUACAACUCCCUGUACUAUAUCGCCAUGGCAGUGGAGCAGACACGCUCAGAUACCAGCGGACGCUGGGUCACAGGCGAGGCGCUGGCCAACAGCAAGGGUGACUUCGAGUUCGAGGGCUUCAACCAACAGGUGUACGGUGGACAGGAAGGUGCCGGAAUGCAGGUCCGCUACGUGGUGCUGGACACAAAUGGGAUGGGUGGCCGUCUUCGACGUACACACAUGCUGGAGGCGGCACACACGAAUGCUCGCUUUGGUGGCCUGAAGUACAUGGGCCAAUCCAUCCACUUUGCUGGGAGCUCCCCCUCCAGCGAGUCUUACUGUUGGUUCAGUCCUUACAUGGCCUGCAACGGAGGUUUAAGUGGAAUGACCAUCUUUUUCCUGUUUCUUUUUUUGUGUGUGUUGGUUGGUGGAGGGAUUGCUUUUGCCAUCCGCAAUAGGGACAAACUUGGUGGUAUUGGUCCCCUCUUCGGUGGAGGUGAUGGUGGACCUACUAAACUGAUACUGACUCUGGAUGAUGUCCUUUUUAUCAACACCUCUUUGAGCAAAAAGAAGAUGAAUGAAGAGAGUAUGACGAAGAGCUUGGUGGAUGUGAAAACCCCUUAUCGGUCUGUCUGUGGCCGCAGUUACAUACAGACUUCACCUGACUCAACAAACAUCGCCAUGUAUGAGGGUGACUGGGUGUGGCUAAAGAAAUGUUCCAACGGAGACCAGGUGACCUCUGUCACCCAGAAAACGACAAACCUCAUCAACCAGUUACGGGACAUGAGACAUGAGAAUCUCAACCUGUACAUUGGGCUCUUUCUGGAUGUGGGUAUCUUUGCUGUGGUGACAGAGCACUGCAGCCGUGGCAGCCUGGAAGACCUUUUAGCCAAUGAAGACAUGAGACUGGACUGGAUGUUCAAGAGCUCCCUACUGCUAGACCUUAUCCGGGGGAUGAGGUAUCUGCAUUGGCGUGGGAUCACUCACGGGAGGCUUAAGUCUCGCAACUGUGUGGUGGAUGGCCGCUUUGUCCUGAAGGUGACCGAGUACGGCUACGCCAGCAUCAUGGAGGCCCAGGGUGUCAGCAUAGAAGACACCAACCCUACCGACAUGCUUUGGACAGCUCCAGAGCUCUUGCGGAGCCCCAGGGCCAGUGGCACGUUUGCUGGAGACGUCUACAGCUGUGCCAUCAUCAUCCAGGAGGUCAUCACGCGUUCUGCCCCCUUCUGCAUGAUGGACAUGCCUGCCAAAGAGGUAAUUAAUAAGCUACGCUCUCCUCCCCCGCUGUGUCGACCGGAGGUGUCGCUGGAUGAUGCACCCCUGGAAUGCAUCCAGCUCAUGAAGCAGUGCUGGAGUGAAGAUCCUGAUAAACGACCCACAUUUGAAGAAGUCUUCAAACAGUUUAAGCAGGUUAAUAAAGGGAAGAAGACGAACAUCAUUGACUCCAUGCUGCGGAUGCUGGAGCAGUACUCAUCUAACCUGGAGGACCUGAUCCGGGAGAGGACCGAGGAGCUGGAGGUGGAGAGGCAGAAGACGGACAAGCUAGUGGCAGCGAUGCUACCCAGGAGUGUGGCCCAGGCCCUGAAGCUGGGGAAGCCGGUGGAGCCAGAGGGAUUUAACGACACCUCACUCUACUUCAGCGACAUUGUGGGCUUCACUACCAUCUCAGCCCUCAGCGAGCCCAUCGAGGUGGUGGACCUGCUCGGUGAUCUCUACACAAUCUUUGAUGCCAUCAUCGGCGAACACGAUGUCUACAAGGUGGAGACCAUUGGUGAUGCGUACAUGGUGGCAUCUGGUGUUCCAAAUCGAAAUGGGAACCGGCAUGCAGCGGAGAUAUCCAACAUGGCUCUGGACAUCCUUCAUGCCAUCGGCACGUUCCGUAUGAAGCAUAUGCCCGAUGUCAAGAUCAAGAUCCGUAUCGGACUGCACUCAGGGCCUGUGGUAGCAGGUGUGGUGGGAUUGACGAUGCCACGCUACUGUCUCUUUGGAGACACAGUGAACACCGCCUCCCGAAUGGAGUCCACUGGGCUGCCCUAUAGGAUCCAUAUGAAUCAGAGCAUAGUGGAUAUUUUAACAAGCUUGAAGCUCGGCUAUAAGAUUGUUGUCAGAGGGAAUACGGAACUAAAGGGGAAGGGUCAUGAGACCACCUACUGGCUGGUUGGGAGAGAGGGCUACACCAAAGAACUACCUGUACCACCAGACCUCACUGGAGGGGCGAGUAAUCAUGGCAUCAGCCUGGAGGAUCUCCCUCCCGACCGCAGACAGAAGUUCCUCGAUAGACAGAAUCAGAAUAAGAAGAGUUGAAAAGGAAAGAUUCCUCUGCAUCAACUGCCCAUCUCAGGAAAGGGGGGAAGUUGGAGAAGAGAGGAAUGGAAAGGUUUUUUUAAACUACUGUAUGUGCACUCUCAUGUGUGAAGCACCGUGCCCUCCACAACAAAUCCAACC
Molecule: messenger RNA, 3576 nt
Organism: Alosa sapidissima (American shad)
Lineage: Eukaryota; Metazoa; Chordata; Actinopteri; Clupeiformes; Clupeidae
Product: retinal guanylyl cyclase 2-like
Exons: 19
Coding region: 31-3435 (1134 amino acids)
Biological process (GO): intracellular signal transduction; protein phosphorylation; cGMP biosynthetic process
Molecular function (GO): protein kinase activity; peptide receptor activity; guanylate cyclase activity
Source: RefSeq, a predicted model, not a curated record